AUGACGGGAAUAGACCUACCGGAAGAUAUUAUAGAGAACAUCUUCUCUAGGUUACCGGUCAAGACCCUCAUCCGAUUCACUUGCCUCUCAAAGAAGUAUCAUCACCUCAUUUUAAAAGAUCCGGUUUUCGCCAAAACCCAAUAUAAGUUUGCCUCACGUCACAGACUACUAAUUAGUGAUCCUGAUCUCGGAUCUCUAGACUUGGAUACUCCCUCCUUUGAUGACAUAAGGAAUGACAUAAGGAAGCCAAAUUUCCGUUUCCUGCCACCAAACAGUGGAAAAUAUGAUAUAAUUCCCAGUUCACUGGGAUCCUGCAAUGGCUUGAUGUUCGUACUUGUUCAGGGAUUUUUUGUGUGUAACCCAUCAACUGGUUUCUUUAAGAAGUUACCGUUCGGGGGUUAUCAUACAUAUGCCGGACACUAUCAUGGCGUUGGAUACUUGUCCACCACGGACGACUAUAAAGUUGUUGGAAACCAUAUGGUGGUAGACGAGGAGAUGUCUGUUACGGCACAAUGGGUUGAGAUAUUCUCCUUGAGAGCUAAGGCAGCACAUCAUGAAAUGGUUGUCUUUGAUUUGGCCAAAGAGGAGUUCCGGACAAGGCACCUGCCUGAUUUCGACCAAGAUGGGGCGCAUUUUCGCCGUAUUGUGGUCACUGCUAGAGGAAGCCUAUGUGUGCUGUGUUAUCCGGAGGCUGCUUGCUGCGAUUCUCUGGAUUUUUGGAUCAUGAGAGAACAUGAAGUGGAUGACUCGUGGUCUAAGCUCUUUAACUUGAAAUUAGCCGAUCAUGAGCAGCAGAAGCUAUUUGAUACGUGGACAGAAUUCUUGGUUAUGAAAAGUUGCACAGUUGCCAUAGGAACUGGCGAAAACAGGAUCAUCAACUUUGUGAGGAUUGACCAUAAAGGAGGGAAGCUUGACCUGUGCAACAUAGAGGGCUGGCACAGUGAAUAUUUGGUUCGUGCUACCAAAUAUGAGGAGAGUUUAAUUUGGAUUGAUGAAGCUCCAGACGACCCUAUUCUUUUAGAGAGAGAACGAGCAAUAGAGAGGAGGGAGAGAGAACGAGAAAUAGAGAGGGAGAAGCGAGAACGAGAGAUGAAGCGCAAGAAGAAGAGAAGGAGAAGAGGUCACGGAUGGACAGUCCGCCCCAAGAAGAAGACAUGA
This is a messenger RNA of Fragaria vesca subsp. vesca, 1158 nucleotides long. Its product is annotated as F-box protein CPR30-like. NCBI's taxonomy places the organism in Eukaryota, Viridiplantae, Streptophyta, Magnoliopsida, Rosales, Rosaceae. The coding region runs from base 1 to 1158 and encodes 385 amino acids. The record is from RefSeq and is a predicted model, not a curated record. The transcript is spliced from 3 exons.